This is a messenger RNA of Lepidothrix coronata (blue-crowned manakin), 5279 nucleotides long. RefSeq names its product myosin-4-like. Gene Ontology annotation, molecular function: actin filament binding; cytoskeletal motor activity; ATP binding. NCBI's taxonomy places the organism in Eukaryota, Metazoa, Chordata, Aves, Passeriformes, Pipridae. The record is from RefSeq and is a predicted model, not a curated record. Gene Ontology annotation, cellular component: myosin complex.
AGAAGGAAAAGGAAACAUCCGAAGCAUCUGCAUGCCAGAGUCUAUAAAAGACUCUUUGGAGUGCUGUGCCCAGUCUUGACAGAAAAUUUCAAGGACCCUGCUGACAGUGCCUGCUGUCAAAGUGCAGCGAUGUCGGCUCCAGACGCGGACAUGGCCGCCUUUGGGGAGGCGGCUCCUUACCUCCGAAAAUCGGAGAAGGAGAGAAUCGAGGCCCAGAACAAGCCUUUCGAUGCCAAGACAUCCGUCUUUGUGGUACAUGCAAAGGAAUCCUAUGUGAAAGGGAAAAUUGAGAGUAAGGAUGCAGGCAAGGUCACUGUCAAGACUGAAGGGGGAGAGACCCUGACCGUGAAGGAAGAUCAAAUCUUCUCCAUGAACCCUCCCAAGUACGACAAAAUCGAGGACAUGGCCAUGAUGACCCACCUCCACGAACCCGCUGUGCUGUACAACCUCAAAGAGCGUUACGCAGCCUGGAUGAUCUACACCUACUCGGGUCUCUUCUGCGUCACUGUCAACCCCUACAAGUGGCUGCCCGUGUACAACCCGGAGGUGGUGUUGGCCUACCGAGGCAAGAAGCGCCAGGAGGCCCCUCCACACAUCUUCUCCAUCUCUGACAAUGCCUAUCAGUUCAUGCUGACUGAUCGGGAGAACCAGUCCAUCCUGAUCACCGGAGAAUCCGGUGCCGGGAAGACUGUGAACACAAAGCGUGUCAUCCAGUACUUUGCAACAAUUGCAGCCAGCGGGGACAAGAAGAAGGAGGAGCAGACAUCAGGCAAAAUGCAGGGGACGCUUGAGGAUCAAAUCAUCAGCGCCAACCCACUGCUGGAGGCCUUUGGAAACGCCAAGACCGUGAGGAACGACAACUCCUCGCGCUUUGGCAAAUUCAUCAGAAUCCACUUUGGGGCCACAGGCAAACUGGCUUCUGCUGAUAUUGAAACUUAUCUGCUGGAGAAGUCCAGAGUCACUUUCCAGCUCAAGGCGGAAAGAAGCUACCACAUCUUUUAUCAGAUCAUGUCCAACAAGAAGCCAGAGCUAAUUGACAUGCUCCUCAUCACCACCAACCCUUAUGAUUUCCACUAUGUGAGUCAAGGGGAGGUCACUGUUCCCAGCAUUGAUGACCAGGAGGAGCUGAUGGCAACAGAUAGUGCCAUUGACAUCCUGGGUUUUACUCCUGAUGAGAAAACAGCCAUCUACAAGCUGACAGGGGCUGUCAUGCACUACGGGAACUUGAAGUUCAAGCAGAAACAACGAGAGGAGCAGGCAGAGCCUGAUGGCACAGAAGUGGCUGACAAGGCUGCCUACCUGACGGGCCUUAACUCAGCUGAAUUUCUGAAGGCCUUGUGUUAUCCCCGAGUCAAGGUUGGGAAUGAGUAUGUGACCAAAGGUCAAAAUGUGACACAGGUGAACAAUUCAGUGGGUGCCCUGGCAAAGGCUAUGUUUGAGAAGAUGUUCCUGUGGAUGGUUGUUCGCAUCAACCAACAGCUGGACACAAAGCAGCCCAGGCAGUACUUCAUUGGUGUGCUGGACAUUGCUGGCUUCGAGAUCUUUGAUUUCAACAGCUUUGAGCAACUGUGCAUCAACUUCACCAAUGAGAAACUGCAACAGUUCUUCAACCACCACAUGUUCGUGCUGGAGCAGGAGGAGUACAAGAAGGAGGGAAUUGAGUGGGAGUUCAUUGACUUUGGGAUGGACCUGGCUGCCUGCAUUGAGCUCAUUGAGAAGCCCAUGGGCAUCUUCUCCAUCCUGGAAGAGGAGUGCAUGUUCCCCAAGGCAACUGACACCUCUUUCAAGAACAAGCUCUAUGACCAGCACCUGGGCAAGUCCAACAACUUCCAGAAGCCUAAGCCUGCCAAAGGCAAGGCUGAGGCCCACUUCUCCCUGGUGCACUACGCUGGCACAGUGGACUACAACAUCACUGGGUGGCUGGAGAAGAACAAGGACCCCCUGAACGAAACUGUCAUUGGGCUGUACCAGAAAUCAUCUGUCAAGACCUUGGCCUUACUCUUUGCCAGCUAUGGUGGAGCAGAUGCAGACAGUGGUGGUGGUGGUGGCAAGAAAGGAGGCAAGAAGAAGGGUUCUUCUUUCCAGACUGUCUCAGCUCUUUUCAGGGAGAAUUUAAACAAGCUGAUGGCCAACCUGAGGAGCACCCACCCUCACUUUGUACGGUGCAUCAUCCCAAAUGAAACAAAAACACCUGGUGCCAUGGAGCACGAGCUGGUGCUGCACCAGCUGCGCUGUAACGGCGUGUUGGAAGGGAUCAGGAUCUGCAGGAAAGGGUUCCCCAGCAGAGUCCUCUAUGCUGACUUCAAACAGAGAUACAGAGUACUCAAUGCCAGUGCUAUCCCAGAGGGUCAGUUCAUGGACAACAAGAAGGCUUCUGAGAAGCUCCUUGGGUCCAUUGAUGUGGACCACACCCAGUACAAAUUUGGUCACACCAAGGUGUUCUUCAAAGCUGGGCUGCUGGGACUUCUGGAGGAGAUGAGAGAUGACAAGUUGGCAGANGAGUUUGAGAAAACCAAGGAAGAGCUUGCAAAGUCUGAGGCAAAGCGGAAGGAACUGGAGGAGAAAAUGGUAGCACUGGUGCAGGAGAAAAAUGACCUGCAGCUCCAAGUGCAGGCUGAAGCAGAUAGCCUGGCUGAUGCUGAGGAAAGGUGUGACCAGCUCAUCAAAAACAAAAUCCAGCUGGAAGCCAAAAUUAAGGAACUGACUGAAAGGGCUGAGGAUGAGGAGGAAAUCAAUGCUGAGCUGACAGCCAAGAAGAGAAAACUGGAGGAUGAAUGUUCAGAGCUGAAGAAAGAUAUUGAUGACCUUGAGCUAACACUGGCCAAGGUGGAGAAGGAAAAGCACGCCACUGAAAACAAGAACCUGCAGCGCGUCAAGCAGAAGCUGGAGAAGGAGAAGAGCGAGCUCAAGAUGGAGAUUGAUGACUUGGCCAGUAACAUGGAGUCUGUCUCCAAAGCCAAGGCAAACCUGGAGAAGAUGUGUCGCACACUGGAAGAUCAGCUGAGUGAGUUAAAAACGAAGGAGGAGCAGAAUCAGCGCAUGAUCAAUGACCUCAAUACUCAAAGAGCUCGUCUGCAGACAGAGUCAGGUGAAUAUUCCCGCCAGGUGGAGGAAAAAGAUGCUCUGAUUUCUCAGCUGUCUAGGGGCAAGCAAGGAUUUACCCAACAGAUUGAGGAACUCAAGAGGCAUCUAGAGGAAGAAAUCAAGGCCAAGAACGCCCUGGCCCACGCCCUGCAGUCCGCUCGCCACGACUGUGACUUGCUCCGGGAACAAUAUGAGGAGGAGCAGGAAGCCAAGGGGGAGCUGCAGCGCGCCCUGUCCAAGGCCAACAGNGUGCAGAAUGAAGUGGAGGACCUGAUGAUUGAUGUGGAGCGAUCCAAUGCUGCCUGCGCUGCUCUGGACAAGAAGCAGAAGAACUUUGACAAGAUCCUGGCAGAAUGGAAGCAGAAGUAUGAGGAAACGCAGGCUGAGCUGGAGGCCUCCCAGAAGGAGUCUCGCUCCCUCAGCACGGAGCUGUUUAAGAUGAAGAAUGCCUAUGAGGAGUCCUUGGACCACCUGGAAACAAUGAAGCGGGAGAACAAGAACUUGCAGCAGGAGAUUUCCGACCUCACGGAGCAGAUUGCGGAGGGAGGAAAGGCAAUUCAUGAGCUGGAGAAAGUCAAGAAGCAAGUUGAGCAGGAGAAAUCUGAACUGCAAGCCUCCCUGGAGGAAGCUGAGGCCUCUCUGGAACACGAAGAGGGGAAGAUCCUGCGCCUGCAGCUGGAGCUCAACCAGGUGAAGUCUGAGAUUGACAGGAAGAUAGCAGAGAAAGAUGAGGAGAUUGACCAGCUGAAGAGGAACCACCUCCGAGUUGUAGACUCCAUGCAAAGCACCCUGGAUGCUGAGAUCAGGAGCAGGAAUGAAGCCCUGAGGCUGAAGAAGAAGAUGGAGGGAGACCUGAAUGAAAUGGAGAUCCAGCUCAGCCAUGCCAACCGCCAGGCUGCCGAGGCACAAAAGAACCUGAGAAACACGCAGGCUGUGCUCAAGGACACCCAGCUACACUUGGACGAUGCUCUCAGGACCCAGGAUGACCUGAAGGAGCAGGUGGCCAUGGUGGAGCGCAGAGCAAACCUGCUGCAGGCUGAAGUUGAGGAGCUACGGGCAGCCCUGGAGCAGACGGAGCGGUCGAGGAAACUGGCUGAGCAGGAGCUCCUGGAUGCCACUGAACGUGCACAGCUCCUCCACACCCAGAACACCAGCUUGAUCAACACCAAGAAGAAGCUGGAGACAGACAUUUCUCAGAUUCAGAGCGAAAUGGAGGAUACGAUCCAGGAGGCCCGCAAUGCUGAAGAGAAGGCCAAGAAGGCCAUCACAGAUGCGGCCAUGAUGGCAGAAGAACUGAAGAAGGAGCAGGACACCAGUGCCCACCUGGAGAGGAUGAAGAAGAACCUGGACCAGACGGUGAAGGAUCUGCAGCUUCGUCUGGAAGAGGCCGAGCAGUUGGCCCUGAAGGGAGGCAAGAAGCAAAUCCAGAAGCUGGAGGCCAGGGUGCGGGAGCUGGAAGGGGAGGUUGAUGCUGAGCAGAAGCGCAGCGCUGAAGCCGUGAAGGGUGUGCGCAAGUACGAGAGGAGGGUGAAGGAACUCACCUACCAGUCUGAGGAAGACAGGAAGAAUAUUCUCAGGCUGCAGGAUCUGGUGGACAAGCUGCAAAUGAAGGUGAAAUCCUACAAGAGACAGGCUGAGGAAGCUGAGGAGCUCUCCAAUGUCAACCUCUCCAAGUUCCGCAAGAUUCAGCACGAGCUGGAGGAAGCCGAGGAACGAGCUGACAUUGCAGAGUCACAGGUCAACAAGCUCCGAGUGAAGAGUCGGGAGUUUCACAGCAAGAAAAUAGGAGAGGAAGAGUGAGGAUGCCACGAGGCAGCAAAGUGACCUGAGGGCCGCAAAAAUAUGAACCCUUUGUCACUUCCUUCUGCCAUGAGUCUUUAUAACCAUGUCAUAUGUAGAGAUUAAAGGCCAUAGAUUCUUUUGCAUGCACAUCCAAGCACUGCUUUCUGUAGUUACAAUUUAAUUCUAAAGUUAUUUAAGUAUUGAUUGUUUUCAAACAAUUAAUUUUCAGGAAUAAGCCCCUGAAUUUUCUGGAGUAAGAUUCAGAAGGUCCAGUACUGCUACUACGGUAACAGUUAUCGACAUGAGAGCAAACAAAAUUUUUUGCACUGCAUUAGUGUUUCCUAGCAAUGGAAUUGUGAUUUGAAGCUAGAAUAAAUAAAUAUUAAAUAAAUAAAGUUCUAUAAGAAGAGUAA